CGAAAAUAUCCUCGACAUCUAUACAACAUCAAGAGCAACAGUAGAUUGGUAAUAUUUUGAUAUCGUCAAGAACGUCAUCAUCUUCUUUUGUUGCAAGAAAUGCCGUCUGUCUUGAGCACGUUGCGUCAGCAAUCUGCUACAUCGAAAAAGCUACAACAACGCCUGGUCGCGAAUGUUCACUCCUUACCAGGAUCAGCAGGAG
Molecule: messenger RNA, 202 nt
Organism: Amoebophrya sp. A25
Lineage: Eukaryota; Dinophyceae; Syndiniales; Amoebophryaceae
Source: the annotation of a GenBank genome assembly